This is a messenger RNA of Eublepharis macularius, 2548 nucleotides long. RefSeq names its product transient receptor potential cation channel subfamily C member 3 (gene TRPC3). NCBI's taxonomy places the organism in Eukaryota, Metazoa, Chordata, Lepidosauria, Squamata, Eublepharidae. Bases 5 to 2548 code for a protein of 847 amino acids. Gene Ontology annotation, cellular component: cation channel complex; membrane. Gene Ontology annotation, molecular function: store-operated calcium channel activity; inositol 1,4,5 trisphosphate binding; protein binding. The record is from RefSeq and is a predicted model, not a curated record. The transcript is spliced from 11 exons. Gene Ontology annotation, biological process: manganese ion transport; calcium ion transmembrane transport; regulation of cytosolic calcium ion concentration.
GGCCAUGGAUGGAAGUCCUUCAUUGAGGCGUAUGACUGUGAUGAGGGAAAAGGGAAGGCGGCAAGCAAUUAGAGGUCCAGCGUUUAUGUUCAAUGACAGGGGUACGAGCCUCACUGCUGAAGAAGAGCGCUUUCUGGAUGCAGCAGAAUAUGGGAACAUCCCUGUGGUGCGCAAAAUGUUGGAAGAGUCAAAAACAUUAAAUGUCAACUGUGUUGACUACAUGGGCCAAAAUGCCUUGCAGCUCGCAGUGGGAAAUGAACAUUUGGAAGUGACGGAACUUCUGUUAAAGAAAGAGAAUCUGGCACGGAUCGGAGAUGCCCUGCUGCUUGCAAUUAGCAAAGGGUAUGUCCGGAUAGUGGAAGCGAUCUUGAAUCAUCCUGGGUUUGCUGCUAGCAAGAGACUGACUCUGAGCCCCUGUGAGCAGGAACUCCAAGAUGAUGACUUUUAUUCUUAUGACGAAGAUGGCACCCGCUUCUCUCCAGACAUCACCCCCAUAAUUUUGGCUGCCCAUUGUCAGAAGUAUGAGGUGGUACACAUGUUGCUAAUUAAAGGGGCGAGGAUAGAGCGACCUCAUGACUAUUUCUGCAAAUGUAAUGACUGCACCGAGAAACAAAAGCACGAUUCUUUUAGCCAUUCCAGGUCAAGGAUAAAUGCAUACAAGGGACUAGCAAGUCCUGCUUACUUAUCUCUGUCCAGUGAAGAUCCCGUCCUUACUGCUUUAGAACUCAGCAAUGAACUUGCCAAACUUGCCAAUAUUGAGAAAGAAUUCAAGAAUGACUAUCGCAAGCUGUCUAUGCAAUGCAAAGACUUUGUGGUUGGUGUCCUUGAUCUCUGCCGAGACUCUGAAGAGGUAGAAUCCAUUCUGAAUGGCGAUUUGGAGGCUGAGCCACUUGAAACACAAAGGCACAGAGCUUCAUUGAGUCGUGUCAAACUGGCAAUUAAAUAUGAAGUGAAAAAGUUUGUGGCCCAUCCAAAUUGUCAGCAACAGCUGUUGACUAUCUGGUAUGAAAAUCUCUCAGGAUUACGGGAACAGGCCAUAGCUAUCAAGUGUCUGGUUGUGCUGGUGGUUGCCCUGGGACUUCCAUUUCUUGCUGUUGGCUAUUGGAUUGCACCAUGUAGCAGGCUUGGAAAAAUUCUCCGAAGUCCAUUUAUGAAAUUUGUGGCACAUGCAGCCUCCUUCAUUAUUUUCCUGUGCCUACUGGUGUUUAAUGCUUCAGACAGAUUUGAAGGCAUCUCAACAUUACCAAAUAUUACUGUUACUGAUUACCCUAAGCAGAUCUUUAGGGUUAAGACUACUCAGUUCACCUGGACUGAGAUGCUGAUCAUGAUAUGGGUGCUUGGUAUGAUGUGGUCUGAGUGCAAAGAACUGUGGUUAGAAGGACCCAGAGAAUAUAUUUUGCAGCUGUGGAAUGUUCUGGAUUUUGGGAUGUUAUCUAUUUUCAUUGCUGCUUUCACAGCCAGAUUGUUAGCAUUUCUUCAAGCCACAAAAGCUCAGCAAUAUGUGGAUAAGAACAUUGAUGGGCCAGACCUCUCUGUAGUGACACUUCCUCCAGACAUAGAAUAUUUUACUUAUGCUCGAGAUAAAUGGCUCCCAUCUGAUCCACAGAUUAUAUCAGAAGGCCUUUAUGCAAUAGCUGUUGUGCUUAGCUUCUCUCGGAUUGCUUAUAUCCUGCCUGCAAAUGAGAGUUUUGGACCACUGCAGAUUUCACUUGGAAGGACUGUAAAAGAUAUUUUCAAGUUUAUGGUCCUUUUUAUUAUGGUUUUCCUUGCAUUUAUGAUUGGGAUGUUCAUACUGUACUCCUACUAUCUUGGAGCCAAAGUAAACCCAGCUUUUACAACAGUUGAAGAAAGCUUUAAGACCUUAUUUUGGUCGAUAUUUGGCUUAUCGGAGGUCACCUCAGUUGUCCUCAAGUAUGAUCAUAAAUUCAUUGAGAAUAUUGGCUAUGUGUUAUAUGGAAUAUAUAAUGUAACAAUGGUUGUGGUUUUGCUCAACAUGCUGAUUGCCAUGAUCAACAGCUCAUACCAAGAAAUAGAGGAUGACAGUGAUGUAGAGUGGAAAUUUGCUCGUUCUAAACUCUGGUUAUCAUAUUUUGAUGAUGGAAAAACUCUGCCACCUCCUUUUAGUAUUGUCCCAAGUCCCAAGUCCUUUUUUUAUUUCUUCUUGAGGAUCAUUAGAUUAUUUACAUGCAGGAGGAGAAGUCUGCAAAAGGAUAUGGAAAUGGGAAUGGGCAACUCAAAAUCUAGGCUUAACCUCUUUUCUCAAUCCAACUCGAGGGUUUUUGAAUCACACAGCUUUAAUAGCAUUCUCCAUCAGCCCACACGCUAUCAGCAAAUCAUGAAGAGACUUAUAAAACGUUAUGUUUUGAAAGCACAAGUGGAUAAAGAAAAUGAUGAAGUCAAUGAGGGUGAAUUAAAGGAAAUUAAACAAGAUAUUUCCAGUCUUCGUUAUGAACUUCUAGAAGAUAAGUCUCAAGCAACAGAGGAGUUAGCAAUUCUCAUACAUAAACUGAGCGAGAAACUUAACCCAAAUAUACUGAGAUGUGAAUGA